Molecule: messenger RNA, 2257 nt
Organism: Saccoglossus kowalevskii
Lineage: Eukaryota; Metazoa; Hemichordata; Enteropneusta; Harrimaniidae
Product: uronyl 2-sulfotransferase-like
Cellular component (GO): membrane
Molecular function (GO): sulfotransferase activity
Source: RefSeq, a predicted model, not a curated record
CCCUAGUCCUACCUAGGCCAUACAUGUAAUCUUCCACCGGUGUUCCCGGUUACGACAGACACUGUCGCCGCUGAAGGUGAAUCUGAUAAAAAGUCUUUAGUUUCACCGGGCUGCAAACCUAAAGAUCGAGACGACGGAACGCCUCACAGUGACUUGUUACCGGGCUCUUGAUGGUGAAUAGUUUUACUGCAAAGUAUACAUGGACAUAAUUGAAAUUCAAUUUCCGGUGGGCAUCAUGUAUUUCCGGUAACUGUGACAAAGCGACGCAGACCGUAGUUGAUUCUUCAUAUUCACUACUGGUGUCAAAUCGUGACAGUCUGCUAGAAGUAUUGCGACGCGAUGUCUUAUGUCCGAGUGCUCCAACAGAAACCGAUACAUCGCCUUUCCCUUGGUGCCAGUCUAUUUCUCACCGCAUGUUUGACUUUCUACGUGUUUGUAGUUUAUCGUGAUUAUUCGGUCCCGUUGAAUACGGAUACUGGAGUUGUCGUUUUGGAUAGUAGACUGCUUUACCCCGAUUAUGGCAUUUGGAAUUGGUCACAGUCGUCGACCGCCAGUUUUAAUACUACGGCAACAGAUUUAGUUUUCUACAACAAGGUUGGUAAGUGCGGAAGUCGUUCACUGGUCUACCUACUCCGUCGAUUGGGCAGGAUAAACAACUUCACCUCGGCUGGUCAAAGCAAAACACCGAAUAGCAAAUCAAGAUACUUAACACCGACUGACCAGCUUGAACUUGUACAACGUAUCACAUCACUGCCAAGACCAGCCACAUUCUACAGGCACACAGUUUUUAUAGAUUUUCUAAGAUUUGGAGCACAAAGACCAAUUUACAUUAACAUUAUACGCCGUCCUCUAGAUCGACUUGUUUCCGAAUACUAUUUCAAAAGAUUCGGCGAUGAUAAAAAUAGCAGUAAGGGUUUUCUUGGUGAAACAAAGUAUCAGUCGUUUGAUGACUGUGUUCUGCUCAACAAAUCAGAAUGUAGGGGUGAUAAUAUAUUCUAUAUUAUACCCUAUUUCUGUGGACAGCAACAACAAUGUAGGAGUGCGACGGAAUGGGCGCUGCAGACCGCGAAAGUGAACGUGAUAAAUCACUUCCUUGUGGUGGGACUAAGUGAAGAAUACGAAAACACUCUGAGAGUCCUAGAGAAAAUGCUACCCCAGUUCUUCACAACGGCAGUAAGAGCGUUCAAAACCCCAGGAGUAAUACCAAGUACAAAGACCAGAAAAAAACAACCACCAAAGCCAGAAGUUGUAAAAAUCAUGACGGAGAGACUGAAAUUAGAAAUCGAGUUUUAUGAAUUUAUCAAGGAUCGAUUCCAAAGGCUGAAACGCCAACUGCAGAUUGACGUCCAUGAUAAUUAUUUGUAGUGCAUGCAUGCAACAAAUAUCCUCAGGAAGUGACGUAAUUUAUUGACAAGUAAAGAUUAUCUCGUUUCACCAGUGUGUCGAUAGAGGGCGUCGCGCUACAUAACUUUUGUUAUCACGUCAGUUAAACGAGCCUGACGAGUUCAUUAUGGGAAACUAAGACCGGGCGUACUUUUCUAUUUAUUUGUGGGAUAAACGACACAGACGCAGUGUGCAUUCUUUGGGAUCAAAUUCAAAUGUGAACGUGUGUCUUCUUCUUUCCUGACACUAAGAUGCAAAUAUUUAAUGAUGAUAUGAAAAUGUCAUUAACAAACGACUGUAGUCUUUAUAAUAUUGAAUUAUUGAAUUCGUUAAGAGUAACUAUUGACAAUGACGUACUGAUCAGGGGGAAAUGUUGUUUUCAUUCUUCUAUUUUUCGAGCUCGUGGUAUAAACGAAAUAUCCAUAUUGAAUACUGUAAAAUAAUUUAUUUUCACAGAAGGGAUGAUUCAGUGAAAAAAAAAAUCACUUACAAAACACCCGAACUGUCUUUUCAAUAAAAUAUAAUAUUUUACAGUAAUAUGAACCAUAAGUCUAGCACACUCUAGCGACCAAACACUUCAAUGACCUCAUCAUCAACCCAGAUUUGCACCGUCGUUAUUUUUUUCUCGUUUUAGAGAGUUUCUAUUUCUAAAUGACUGUUUGACGUCAUAGACGUCAUGUUGCUUACAUCUAUCUACGUUGCAUUGUGAGUAUGCUUCAUGCAUUCCGAAAAUGUACAUUUUCUUCAGAAUGUUUUUUUUUCUCCAGAUUUUUGAAUAGUGAUUUCAUCUGUUUUAGAGAGUUUCUGUUUCUAAAUGACUGUUUGACUUCACAGCCAAAUAUUGCUUACACCCAUCUACGUCACAUUGACGUCA